Molecule: messenger RNA, 3633 nt
Organism: Adineta steineri
Lineage: Eukaryota; Metazoa; Rotifera; Eurotatoria; Adinetida; Adinetidae
Source: the annotation of a GenBank genome assembly
AUGCUCGAUCCUCCACAAAACUCCUCUCGACCAUUGAUAUCUAUAACACCUCGAAAAAAAUCUGUUCGUUUUAAUAUAACAUCUCCAUCACCACGAAUUCCACCAUUAACAAUUCAAGAUGAUUCAAAUCAUCGACAUCAUCCAUUAAAUAUAUCUUAUACAAUUCCCUCUACAACGAUUAAUAUCGAUCAUGUAACAAAUCAAUCUCAUAUGCAACAUCUGAAUAAUCAUGUUGAAUAUAUUCCAUCGACACGACGAAAUAAUUUACAAAUUAAUGGUGAAAAAAUUGUUCCACAACCUAGAACACUUGAUGAACUCAAUCAAUUUAUGAAAACAAAAGCUGAAAAUCUUCGUAAAAAUAUGUCACAAGUAACAGAUACAUUUAUUCAUGCUAGUACACAUUUAAAUCGUUUGAAAGAAGAACAACAAGCUACUUUGAAACGACCAAGUCGAAUACCUGUUUCUGUUCGUCUUCGUUCACCAUCACCGCCAGUUGUCAUUUAUAGAAAACCACAACAUCGUGCACUUGAUGAUUUACGAUGGUAUUGUUUAGCAAGAAAGUUUUCUAUCCUAUGGCAAAAAUAUGUUUUUGGUUGUCAUCUUCGUAAAAUAAAAUUAAUGAAUGAAAAUAGAUUACUUAAAAAAUAUUUUCAUUUAUGGAAAAAUACAUCCCAAAAUGAUCAAUCUGAAUUGAUUGCUAUCGAAUUUUAUCAACGACAAUUAUUAAAAACUUAUUUUCAAAUUUGGUUAACUUUUAUUUCACAAAAUCAAAUAGCAGUUGAACAUCUUAAUCAUAAACGAAUAAAAAAUACAUGGAAUAUUUGGAAAAUACAAUUGAAUAAAAGACGUUUACAUCAACAUCAAUUUAUGAUUGCUAAUGAACAAUAUCAUCGAAUGAUUCUAACUCGCUUUUAUCAUAUUUGGCAAAUCAAUACCAAUCAACGACGACAAGAACAUGAAAAACGUUUACGAGCUAAUUAUCAUUAUCGUAUACAUGUACAAAGAAUUUGUUUAAAUGCAUGGUUUACUUAUAAAGAUUAUCGGCAAAAGAAAAAUCUUCAUAAGAAUCGUGUACAUGAAUAUUAUCAAAAGCAUUUACUUGGAAGAAUUUAUAAAAAUUGGAGACAAGCAUUAACAAGAAAAUUAUUAAUUCAACAACAUGAAUCUCGGCUAGCUCAACUGCAAGAAAGAGUUUUAACACGAUGGGCAUUUGAACAAUGGAAGUCAUAUAUUAAUGAUUUAGCUGAUGAAGAACGUACAAUGCACAUGGCUGAACAGUAUAGCGAUCGAAGAAUUGUGCGUUCGGCAUUUACAAUUCUUCAGCAAUAUGUAUUAAAACGUCGUAUGAAACAACGAGCAAACUGGAUUGCUGUUCAACAUCGAGCUCAGAUGAUAAAACGUAUUUAUUAUCGAAUAUGGAAAUAUCGAUUAGAACAACGUGAAAAUAUAUACAUGCUUGCUGAAUUUCAUAAAGCUGAAUCAUUUUAUAAUAUGAAAAUUACAAUUCGUUAUUGGUUUUGUUGGAGACGAUAUAUUAAUGAUUGUCGACAAGAAAAUAUUGAAUUACAUACAGUUGAUAAAUAUUAUAAUUCAAAAUUACUACGUAAAUAUUUUCAUCUUCUUCGUGCUAAUAUUACAGAUGAACGUCAUGAACAGUUACUUGAAAAACGAGCAGUUGAUCAUUAUCGCUCACGAUAUUUACGACUUUAUUAUCUGUACUGGAAGGUACAAACACGUACAAAUGAGCAAUAUCAAAUGAAUUGGAGAAUUGCAAUUGUUCAUGAAGAAAAAAUGAUGCGUGAAAGAUAUUUUAACAUUUGGUUAAAUCGAGCACAUUCAAGAUUGAUUGAUAAUGAACAACAUAUUGUUGCUGAACGUCAUUAUUUUCGUACAAUUAUUGUUCGAGCUUGGUUAGCAUGGCGACAAUUAAUUGAUGAUAGUCAUAAUGAAGAAAGAUCAGAAAGACUUGCUAUUCAAUUUUAUUAUCAUAGUAUCGAAAGGCGUACAUUAAAUGCUUGGAAAUUGUAUAUUCGUCAUUGUCAUUAUAUGAAACAAAUGCAUCGUGAAAGUCAACAAUUUUAUUUACAACAUCGUGGUAAAAAUAUAUAUUUUAAAUGGUUAAAUAAAGCUCGAUAUAGACGAAGAUUAAUGGUAAUUGUUAAUGAACAUUUUGAUCGUAAACAACGUAAUACGUUAAGACAAUAUUUUCGUCAAUGGCGAGAUAGUAUUCGUGAAGAAAAAGAUGAUCGACAAUUACUUCAAUAUGCUCAAGAUCAUUAUAAUCGUUUAUUAAAACGUAAAGUACUUCUUGCUUGGAAUAAUGAAAUAAUUCAACAAAUUCUAAUUGAUAAUGAAAAUGAAAUUAAAUUGAAUAAAUAUAAACAAGGAAAAGAUCAUUUUUAUUUACAAAUUGUUUAUCAUAAAUGGAAACAAAUAACUAACGAACAUUUACGUGAUCGGUUUCUUAAUCAACGUUCACAAUUAUUUUACGAAAGAAGUUUAUUAAAAAAAUCGUUUUCACAAUGGAAAGAACAACAUCAUGUUGAUAUGCGUAUUAAAUUACUUGAACGACAAGCUAUUUGGUUUGAUCGAAUGCGUUUAAUAAGUCGAGUUUAUACACAAUGGAAACAAAGUUGGCAAAUUGAACAAAAAUUACAUGAACAAAAACAUCGAGCAUUACUUUUUUGGGCUAUACAAUGUUUCGUAAAAUGGCUAAUUUAUAUCAGUGAACGUAAAAGAAAAAAGGCUCGAUAUAAUCAAGCAACUCAUCAUAGACAUGAUGAACUUAUACGACAUAGUUUACGUCAAUUUCUUAUCUAUACAGAUCAUACAAGAUUAAGACGACAAGCUUUAUUUAUUCAUCAACAAGUUUAUUUAUAUCAUGAUCGAAAUGCUUUAGCAUUGAAAUAUGUUUGUAAAUGGCGAGCAUUUGUUAAACAAUCCAUUUCACGUAAACAAUUAACACAACAUUUUAUCAAAAGAACCACAAAUGUUAUACCAAUAACUAAGAAUCCACUUGCAUUAGUUAAAUUUGAUAAUAGUCCACCAAAAAUAAGCAAUCGACCACGACCAAGAAAGCCUGCAUUCUUAUCUGAUUCGUUUUCUACUUCAACAGUUAACAAAACAACUUCUGAAACACCUAUUAUCACUCUUCGAUCACCACCAUCAUCGCCACCUCGAUUGCCUCCUCCAACAAUAGAUCAUUCAUUACAUUCUCCAUUUGUUAGUGUAAAACAACCAUUACAUAUUCGAAAAGAUGCAUCACCACCACCACCACCACCACCACCACCACCAGUACUUCUUCCACCAUCUGCUUUUCAAUUAACUCAUGAUGAAAUCAAAAUGCCAUUAUCAUCUCGAAUAAUAACUGAUGAUAAAAUUUCUAUUCCUCAUCGACCAUAUUCAACUCAACCAUCAUCAACUAUAUUAAUUGAUAAAGAUAAUUUACUUAAUGUCAAACAACGCUUAGAAAUUUAUCUUCAAAAUAAAGCAAAACUUAAACGUCUUCGUCAACAACUAGCUAAUUCAUCUUCCACGCAAAUUGAUGCACAACUUGAACAAGAAUGUCAACAGUUAACUACAUAUAUUGCUUCAGAAAAAAUUCAUUUGACUACUAUAUUACAAAAUUUAUAA